UCUAUUUUCUAUAAACAACAACACAACCUUUCAAUUAAUUCUAUCUUCUACCAGUUCCGAAAGAUCUAGCCACGAAGUAUACAUUCAUAAUAAUCAUAAAUCUAUAAUUCAAUCACCAUAAAUUCAAUAUCCUCCGGCGCAAACCGCCACAGCCGUCAUCAUGGAUUUUGCAUCUCUAAUGUCCAAGGAGAUAUCCAAAAAGACCGAAUCUUCCACAGAUACGUCUAAAAAAUAUAUGAAACGCUCCGAAAUUGAAGCAGAACGUCAAGCCAAAUAUCUCGCAGAGCAACGUGCCAUUGAAGCCGAGCGCGAGGCCAAAUUAGCACAAAAGCGCAAACGCGAGGAGGAGGAGGAGGAAGCCAAUAAAGCGCGCGAAGAAAAACGAAGACGAUUCGCCGAGGAAUCGAGAAAACAGAGAGAGGAAAGAGAGGCGGAGGAAGAAAGGAAGAGGAGGAAGAAAUUGGGAUUACCGGAGUUGGUUAAGCAACAUGUUGAGGAGGUGGAGGAGGAUGAUAUCCCGGAUGAAGAGUUGAUUCUGAAAUUACGCGAGAUGGGACAUCCGGCGAAACUGUUCGCCGAGAGUCAUAAGCAGAGGUUGAGGAGAUAUAGGAAAUUGGGGGUGGUUAUGACGACGGGACCCAUUCCUACGAAGUUGGUUUUGGUCGAGGAGAAGGAUAUGAAGGUGGAGACUGUGCCGAAGGAUGAGGAGGGGAGGAAAUAUUUGUUUAGACAGUUGGCGAGUUAUUUUACCAUGGUUUUGACGGAAUGGGAACAAGCUUUGGAAAAGGAGAAGAGGGAUACUUUUGCUAGUAAGGCGGCUUAUAAUGCUAUGGUGCAGAGUAAGGAAAAUAUGACUCCUGUAAGUUAUACGUCCCAUAUCUUUUUAUCCUAUGAUAUAAUAACUGACACGAAUGAUCCAUAGCUAUUCCGCAAAUUCGAAAAAGGCGAUCUAGACGAAGGAAUUCUAGAACCCAUAGUGGAAAUCGUCAAAGCUGCGCAGGAAAAACGUUACGUCGAUGCAAAUGAUGGAUAUCUACGUCUCAGUAUUGGAAAAGCUGCAUGGCCAAUCGGAGUUACGAUGGUGGGUAUUCACGAGCGUAGUGCGCGCGAGAAAUUGCACGAGACGGAUAAGGGACAUGUAAUGGGUGAUGAAAUUACGAGGAAAUUUUUGCAAAGUAUCAAGAGAUGUCUUAGUUUUGCUCAGGUGAGAUGGCCACCGGAGGAUAUUAGACAAUUGAUGGGUUAGAUAGGUUUUAAUGGGGUAUAUUAUUCUAUUCUGAUGUUCAUAUUUGGCUGAUUUU
Sclerotinia trifoliorum is the source of this 1301-nucleotide messenger RNA. Lineage: Eukaryota; Fungi; Ascomycota; Leotiomycetes; Helotiales; Sclerotiniaceae. The record is from the annotation of a GenBank genome assembly.